AUGCAAAAAGAAUCAAAAUUUAGCAAAACACUAGCAGGAUCUGUAAUUAAUUUCCUCCGAAGCGCUCAGCCUGCUCCUUUUGAUGCUAUUCUUGCCCAUCUUGAAGGUGUUUAUCAGUCACUGAGAAAUAUUUCUGGAGCUAAGUAUAAAGGGAAUGACAUCCCAAGAUCUUUGAGGGGUUUAUCGCAUUUAAAAGCAUUUAAAAUCAAUGGAGAUAUGUGAUCUCUUGACGUAAAAAUCCAAUCAGGAAGAUAAAGCCAAGGAAUACGAAACUAUGAAAUCAUCACUCUUAGAAAAACGCAAAAAGAGAAGCAGGGCCAGCAAUAAGCUGCCUUCAGUGCCUAGCACCACAAAAAACUCAAAAUUUAUUUACAUGCUUGAGCAUUACUCAGUCAUUCUGAAAAGGGACCCAAUUUUCAGCAAGCUCUUUAAAGACUCAUUUAAGGUAAAUUUAAAACAGAAAGUAAAAGGAAAUGAACAAAUAGAAGAAUGCAUCCAAAAGGUAGGAUCAUGAGAAAGACUACUAGGAAUGGUCCAAGGAUAUGUAAUUACUGCAAAUUAUUGUAUGCUUUAUGUAGUUGAAGAGUUGAAAACCAAAAUGGAAAUGAAUGAGCACAACCCAGAAUUAGAAGAAACAUACAGGUUUUUGCUAGGACAUUUAAAUAAAAUUGAGCAGCUGGCUGAAUAA
Blepharisma stoltei is the source of this 688-nucleotide messenger RNA. The record is from the annotation of a GenBank genome assembly. Lineage: Eukaryota; Ciliophora; Heterotrichea; Heterotrichida; Blepharismidae.